AUGGGUGACUGGAGUGCUCUGGGUCGCCUGCUGGACAAGGUCCAGGCGUACUCCACAGCCGGAGGGAAGGUUUGGCUUUCAGUCCUCUUCAUCUUCAGGAUCCUGGUCUUGGGCACGGCAGUGGAGUCAGCGUGGGGUGACGAGCAGUCGGCCUUCAAAUGUAACACCCAGCAGCCUGGUUGUGAGAACGUCUGCUACGACAAGUCCUUCCCCAUCUCGCACGUCCGCUUCUGGGUGCUGCAGAUCAUCUUUGUGUCCACGCCCACCCUCCUCUACCUGGCCCACGUGUUCUACCUGAACAGGAAGGAGCAGAAGUUCAACAGGAAAGAGGAGGAGCUUAAAGCCGUGCAGAAUGACGGGGGUGAUGUUGACAUCCCGCUGAAGAAACUGGAGAUGAAAAAGUUAAAGUACGGCAUUGAGGAGCAUGGCAAAGUGAAGAUGAAGGGCGCUCUGCUCAGAACAUACAUCUUCAGCAUCUUCUUCAAGUCCAUAUUCGAGGUGGGCUUCCUGGUGAUCCAGUGGUACAUGUACGGUUUUAGCCUGGCUGCUGUGUACACCUGUGAGCGAGCGCCCUGCCCACACAGGGUGGACUGUUUCCUGUCUCGCCCCACGGAGAAGACGGUCUUCAUCAUCUUCAUGCUGGUGGUGUCUCUGGUGUCGCUGCUGCUCAACGUCAUCGAGCUCUUCUACGUCUUCUUCAAGAGGAUCAAAGACCGUGUGAAGGGCAAACAGCAGCCCACCCUCUACACCAGUGGGGGCACGUUAAGCCCCACCCCUAAAGAGUUGACCACUGCCAAGUACGCGUACUACAACGGCUGCUCCUCCCCCACUGCCCCACUCUCACCCAUGUCACCCCCAGGCUACAAGCUGGCCACGGGGGAGCGGGGAACUGGCUCGUGCCGCAAUUACAACAAGCAGGCCAAUGAGCAGAACUGGGCCAACUACUCCACGGAGCAGAACCGGCUCGGUCAGAACGGUGGAGGAAGCACGAUUUCAAACUCCCACGCACAGGCCUUUGACUUCCCCGAUGACACCGUCGAGCACAAGAAACUGUCAUCAACAGCAGGACACGAGCUGCAGCCGCUGGCACUGAUGGACGCUCGGCCCUGCAGCCGGGCAAGCAGUCGCAUGAGCAGCCGGGCCAGGCCGGACGACCUGGAUGUGUGA
Messenger RNA from Xyrichtys novacula (pearly razorfish), 1167 nucleotides. Lineage: Eukaryota; Metazoa; Chordata; Actinopteri; Labriformes; Labridae. The record is from the annotation of a GenBank genome assembly.